Chlamydomonas reinhardtii is the source of this 2679-nucleotide messenger RNA. RefSeq lists its product as uncharacterized. Lineage: Eukaryota; Viridiplantae; Chlorophyta; Chlorophyceae; Chlamydomonadales; Chlamydomonadaceae. The coding region runs from base 242 to 1657 and encodes 471 amino acids. The transcript has 6 exons. Gene Ontology annotation, biological process: 'de novo' cotranslational protein folding; regulation of translational fidelity. Gene Ontology annotation, cellular component: cytosol. The record is from RefSeq and is a predicted model, not a curated record. Gene Ontology annotation, molecular function: ribosome binding; Hsp70 protein binding.
GGAGUGUCAAGUUCUUUGGCUCGUCGCCGUUCUUGGACAAGCCAGCUGCGCUCGCACACUGUUUACUACACGUCGCAUUUGUACUCAUCAUGUCGCUUUUGAAAGCUUGCUAAAAUCCUGCCGCUGAUGGCAGCUAUUUAAGAAAGGCCGUUCUAGGGCCAACCCGAUCAGUGCGCGCGUCGGCUUCUGCACAGCAGGCACAGCUGUAUCUGUGUCGGGCAGAAUGACGCUGCCUAUAACUAUGUCAAGAUGUUCGUUGGCGCUGGGGCUGUUUGGACUUUUGCUGGCGGGCAUGGCGGGCAUGGAUGGUGUGGAUGCUGCUGGCAGCAAAAUAACUGCCGCGGACCUAGCAAACCUCAACCUAUACAAGGUGUUGGGUGUCACAGCCAAGGCUACUUCCGUGGAGAUUGCAAAGGCCUACCGCAAGCUGGCCAUCAAGUAUCACCCUGAUAAGAAUCCUCAGGGUCAGGACCAGUUCAUCAAAAUUGCAUACGCCUAUGAGAUCCUGGGUGAUGAGACCAAGCGGGCGCGCUACGACGCCGGCGGCUUCGCUGCGGCCACCGAGUUCGCGGCGCAGGCGCCCAACUGGGACACCUGGCAGCCGCCCGAGGCGCCCAGCGCCACUGUGUUCGAGGAGUGGCAAAACCACAACAUCUACUACGACCUGGCCAUGCUAGUGGCACUGCUGGCGGGCGGCGCGGCGGCCUGGGUGGCGUGGGUGCAGGCCUCUGAGCGGCUCAAGCGGGCACGCAAGGCAGCACGCAAGGCAGCGGGGGGCGGCAAGUCGGCUCCGGCAAGCGGCGCCGGCAGCAGCCGCCCACGGCGGCAGCGGGUGCAGUCCAGCGGCGCGCUGUCAACAGGGUCGGGCGCGGGCAUGGGCGGCAGCGACAGCGACAGUGACGAGGCCGGCGGGGGCGCCAGGGCCGAUCAACCAGACACGGCGGCCCCGGGUCCCUCCGGCUCGCUGCUGCUGCAGCCCGCCAAACCGGCCGGUGGCUCGGCUGCAGCUGCCAUGCGGGAGUGGAGCGCCGAGGAGCUGCGGCUGCUAGACAAGGGUCUGAAGAAGUUCCCCGUGGGCACCGUCAAGCGCUGGGAGGCGGUGACGGGCGUGGUACGCACUCGCACCCUGGAGGAGGUGCUGGUCAUGGUCAAGAACUACAAGGGCGGGUCGCAUCUGCGGGCCAGAGUGCAGGAGGAUUGGAAGGCGGGGCGGAAGGCGGGGGCCGCAACGGUAGCGGUGGCAGCCUCUCAGGCGGCGCCCGACAUACGUUACGAUGGCCCGCCCACUGUGAAUGGCGGACCAGCGGACGGAGAGCACACAGCAGCGGUGGCGGCAGCGGUGGCAGCAACAGCAGCAGCAACCGCCGGGGGUCAGGUGCUAGCCACCGGUGGCGGGACCAAGGCGGCCAAGGCGCCGGCAGGGACAGAGAAGGCGGGCGUGGAUGCGCCAUGGACCGAGGCCCAGGAGGUGGCACUGGUGGCGGCGCUGAAGCAGUGCCCCAAGGAGCUGGGCGCGGAGCGCUGGGACGCGGUGGCCAAGCUGGUGCCGGGGCGCAGCAAGGCGCAGUGCUUCAAGCGCUUCAAGGAGCUGAGGGACGCCUUCCGCAGCAAGAAGGGGGCGGGGGGUGGAGCGGAGGGAGAUGACGGCGACGACUGAGCAGGGGGAGGGAGGUUGAGUUGUUUAGGGACCACCGACUACGGUUGGCCAAGCGUGGUCGACCUGACUCCCGGAUCCGGGGCCCCCCUCAGGGUGGACAUCUCUAAGAUGCGAGCACUGCUGAGAGCUCGUUCGCCAUGCUGCCAGGCCAAGGGUGUUGCGUGAUUUGCAAGGCGCGGCGUGCGAGGUUGAGCGGUGCGUGGUGAGUACGGUAGAAAGGUGAAACAGGACGCGCACUCGAGCCAGGCCCAGCGCCAACGUUUUAUUGAUGUGGCUGUAUGCGCACGGCCUGGACAGUGCUAGAGACUUAAUCUGAUGCGGGGGCCCGCGUUCGUGAAGAGCGGUGAUCAGGGAAGUUUCGGGGAGCUCGUGGCGUUUCGUGCUGCGUCGGGUUGCGCGCGGAGGAUCUGUGUGGUCUGGGCCCAUCAUCGCAUCGCACCGCGCGUAGUGGUUGGUUCACGGUGCGCCCGUCCGCAAAUACACACAUACAUACAAUGGACGGCAUAGUAAACCGCGUGGAGGCGGCUUUGCCUCUUGACCUAGCGCCAGCACCUAGAAGCUGGCUCUGGAUCCGGCAGAUUAUGGGAGGGGAGCGGCACGGGACGUGGCGGUGGUCGCAGUGGUGGCGUUGGCGAGGCUGCGGGUGGUGGUGGUGGUGGUGGUGGUGGUGGUGGUUGGGCGGCGGCGGUCAAGUGCGUGCCGUUUACGCCAUGAGCCCAUCACAGGUAGUAUAGUGGGGAAUGUACAACGAUGUUGUGGGAGCAUGCACAGACCUGAGGAUCAGGACGCGCGCUGUGCCAAUUAAUUGGUAGCUGACUCCGACUCAAGGCCUAGUUGUGACUCCGAUCACUGGUACCGUAUGUCCGGUUGCCCCGCGUGAGGUUAAGACCACUGAGCCUCAAGCACUGAGGUGCCUCCGCGGAGCGCCGGAGCUGCGAGCCGAUGGAACGCCUCAAGGCAAAGCCUCAAGGGCCUCCCAGGCGUACUCGUGUAUGCCCAACACGAUUACGCAUAAUGUGUGG